UGUGAAUGGAUGCACAAAUCAAAUCACUUUUUGAGAUUUAUUAAACGAGAUAUCAAGGUUUAUGUUUACUGACUCUGUGUGACAAACAAAACAAUUGACAAUAUUAUCUAAUUAACACCCAUAAUCAGGAACUUUCACUAUAAAAAUAUUUCCUAAACUAAUUUGAUAUAAAUAAUGUGAUUUCAUUUUGUUUUAAAAAAUCACAAAUUGGUAAUUAUUAUAAUAGUUUGCAAAAUCACAGCAAUGUCUGCUAACGGGAAGAUGGUCAACUUUUUUGUAUUCAUAAACAUCUUAAUCAUUUCUAUCAUCUGUGUUAACAGUUUCCAAACGAAACCAGCAAUCUAUUUAACACCUCUAAUUGAAUCGGGUCGCAUUGCUGAGGCUCGUCUUCAGUCCAGAGUUGAUAAUCUUCCAAAUGCUCCUCAAAUUGAAAGUUACUCUGGUUAUUUAACCAUCAAUAAAGAGAUUGGAAGCAAUCUUUUUUUCUGGUUCUUUCCCUCAAAGAACACAUCAGCUCCAGUUGGACUUUGGCUACAAGGUGGACCAGGAGCACCAUCAACCUAUGGUUUAUUCAAUGAAAAUGGACCCUUCAAAGUGGACGCUAACCUGAAUGUUACUCUUCGAGAGUAUUCAUGGACAAACCUAUUUUCAUAUCUUUACAUCGACCAACCUGUUGGUACUGGAUUUUCAUAUACAGAGGAUAAAAUGGGUUAUGUAACCAAUCAAGCUCAGGUUGGAAGUGAUUUGUAUCAAGCAUUGGUACAAUUUUUCACGCUAUUUCCCGAAUGGAGACCAAACGAUUUUUACAUUACUGGUGAAUCUUAUGCUGGUAAAUAUAUACCAGCCAUUGGAUACAAGUUACACCAGGAGAGGGAAUCAUCGGGAAUCAAUUUGAAAGGUAUUGCCAUUGGUGAUGGUCUUGUUGAUGGUGCCUUGAUGUUUAGAUAUGCUGAUAUGCUCUAUCAGUUGGGUUUGUUUGAUUAUUUUACUGCCGAGAAGGGAAGAGCUCUUGAGCGAGCAGUUCGAAAGGCUGCUGCUGAGGAACGAUGGCUCGAUUGUUUCCAUUUACAGGAUGCUUACUUGGGUGGUGAUGAAACAACUUCACUAUUUUUCAACGUUACAGGGAUCACCAAUGUUUACAAUUCACUAUUGACUGUUGAACCUAAAGAAUUAUCCUAUUCAGAUUCAUAUCUAGCUCUAAAAGAGGUUAGAGAGGCCAUCCAUGUUGGUAAUAGGACAGCUAAUCCAGGUAAAAUUGUUUUUGACCAUUUGAAAGAGGAUAUUUGCCAGUCAGUUUCUCAUUGGUUAGAACAGCUGAUGGACAAUGGAUACCAAGUUUUACUUUACAGUGGAUCACUUGACAUAAUUGUAGGAGCUUCUUGCACGGAAACUUUAAUCCAAACCCUGAAAUGGAAAGGAGGAAUAGGAUACAAACUUUCACCGAGAAAAAUUUGGAAACUUGAAGGUGAAGCAGUUGAUGUAGCUGGUUACAUUACAUCAUUUGAAAACUUCCAUUACGCUGUCGUCCGAAACUCUGGGCAUAUGGUUCCAUAUGACCAACCUAAAGCUGCUUUUGAAUUGAUCACAAAAUUUGUCAACCAAAAUCUCUAAAUACACUGUCAAUACAAAAUUGAAAUUAUUGUCAGUCAUUCGAUAAACAGCUGAUAUUUCAUGCUUCAAAAGAGGCGCUCAAACUAUUAAAUCUGAUGCAAUCUUAUUAUUAAUGAUAAUGAUCAUUUUCAUUCUCUGUAAAAUGAUAAAGAACUGUAACAAUUCCGUAUUUUUGAUAUGAAUAUGAUAAAAUAAUGUGUGCAAAUGCAAUUUGCCCUCGAUCAUUAGAUGA
Tetranychus urticae (two-spotted spider mite) is the source of this 1843-nucleotide messenger RNA. Its product is annotated as putative serine carboxypeptidase CPVL. Gene Ontology annotation, molecular function: serine-type carboxypeptidase activity. Gene Ontology annotation, biological process: proteolysis. The record is from RefSeq and is a predicted model, not a curated record. NCBI's taxonomy places the organism in Eukaryota, Metazoa, Arthropoda, Arachnida, Trombidiformes, Tetranychidae.